Molecule: messenger RNA, 5271 nt
Organism: Closterium sp. NIES-65
Lineage: Eukaryota; Viridiplantae; Streptophyta; Zygnematophyceae; Desmidiales; Closteriaceae
Source: the annotation of a GenBank genome assembly
AUGGCUACCCCCAGUGUUCUCACUUUUGACGCUGAGGGUCGGGCCAUUGACUUUGAUGUCUGGGUAGAUGACCUGCAGCUGUUCCUACAGUGCGAUAGGGCAGACAGUCUCUCCCUCUUUGACCUCACCUCUGGUGCUUCCCCCGCCCCUGCUGCCGAUGCCAACGCCACUGUUCGCUCACAGUGGGCCACUCGCGAUGCUGCUGCACGUCUUGCUGUGCGUCGCUACCUUCCUACCACUGAGCGCACGCACUUUAGUCAGUACAAGAGUGCUCAGACCUUGUACGACGCUGUAGUUGCGCGCUACUCUUCCCCUGCCACUGCUGCACUGAGUCGCCUCAUGCUACCGUACCUCUUCCCUGACCUUGCUGCCUUUCCCACAGUUGCUGACCUCAUUACACACCUCCGCACUAGAGACACUCGCUACCGCGCUGCGCUUCCUGCUGACUUCUGCGCCAAGAACCCCCCCCCCAUGUACAUCACUCUCUACUACUUAGUCACUCGCCUCCCUGACUCCCUUCGCGUAGUCAGGGACAACUUCCUCUCAGUCUGUCCCACCACUCUCACUGUUGACCUCCUCGAGAAGGGUGUUCCCCCUCCCCCCUUCUCCCCUCCGUUGCCUCUGCUGCUGCGGCCGACCUCCUUGGUCUUGAGUCAGUCGGUGCGGCGUCUGCCCCUAGCGGGAGACGCCGCUCUGGCAAGGGCAAGGGGGGCACGGGCGCUGGAGGAGCGAGCGGGGGCGGUGGAGGUGGAGGUUGAGGCGGCGGGGGGAAUGGGGGUGGUGGUGGGAGUGGAGGUGGGGGUGGAGGUGUCGGUGGCGGCAAUGGAGGCGGAGGCGGCGGCGGCGGUGGCGGUGGGAGCGGAGGUGGCGGAGGUGGUGGCGGUGGAGGAGGCGGCGGAGGCGGCGGUAGUAGCGGAGGCGGCGGAGGCGGCGGAGGCGGCGGGGGUGGCGGUGGAGCUGGUCGCGGGUCUACGCAGAGGAGUGGCUCCGCAGGGUGGGGGUUUUGGUCCGUGCACCUACGUCCUGCGCACCAGCGACCGUGCGGGUGAGCAGUGUGGGGGUGCGCACCCCACCCAGCGCUGCUUUGGCCGCUUGACAGACGCGUGGCGUCACCAGUUCCCGGAGGCCACAGAGAUCCCUCGCUGGGGCGAGCUGUCUAGGGUGGGAGUUGCCAUCUAUGAUCUUGAUUUUGAUGCUAUCCUUUCUGCCAUAAAUGCUGUGUCUAUUAGUGAUGAGGGUGACUGUUACCGGUGUUUCCCGCCUGAUCCGGGCAUUGAGACUGCUGCUCUAGGUACUGGUGAGGCUGCUGCCCUAGGUGCUUGCGACGCUACUGCUCUAAGUGCUAGUGCGUCUGCGCCCUCAGGUACUGGUGAGUCUGCGCUCUCAGGUACUACUCGGCCUUUUGCAGUGUCUCUGGCUGACCCCUCUGGGGGUCCUGUCCUGUCUCACUUCUCCACUGUCCUCCCGUGUCCGGCGGCUCCCUCUCGCACCCUGUCUGGUCUCUACCUCCCCUCGUUCUCUACAAACCUGGUGAGUGGUGCAGACCUACAGGAUGGGGGAGUACACCAGUUCACUCCUGCGCGUCAGCGGGUGACGCACUGCACAGAGGCUAGCACAGGCCGACACCUGGCUACGUUUACCCGUCGGCCAGGGUCCAGCCUGUACACACUGACCACUGCGUCUCCCCCGGUUGCUACGUCUGGUAGGGUAGCUGCGUCGGGUCAGGUGUUUGCUGCAGCGUCCAGGUCUGGUCCUGAGUCUGCCCCCCGUUCGUGUCGUCUCCUGUCUCACGAGACUCUCCUCUGGCACCACCGCCUUGGUCACCCCUCUCUGCUUCGGCUCAGAGGCAUGGCCUCCCGUCUUCUUGGGCGCCAGCGGGCUGCCCCGCACUCCUCCCAGUUUCCUCCGACAGAGGCCCCAUUGCAGACGCUUCACAUGGACGUGUGGGGCCCAGCCCGCGUCCGUGGACAGGGUCACGAGCGCUACUUCCUGCUCGUUAUUGACGACUACACCGCAGUCUUCCCCUUGCGCAGCAAGGGUGAUGUCACUGAGGUGCUGAUCGACUGGAUCCGCGCAGCUCGUCUCCAGCUCAGGCAAAGCUUUGGCUCGGACUUUCCUGUUCUGCGUCUGCACUCGGACAGAGGCGGAGAGUUUUCUACUGGCCUUCUGCGAGCCUACUGUCGCGCACGAGGAAUCCGUCAGACCUUCACGCUUACGGACUCCCCGCAACAAAAUGGGAUUGCUGAGCGCCGCAUUGGCAUGGUCAUGGACGUCGCUCGUACGUCAAUUAUGCAUGCGGCUGCUCCCCAUUUUCUGUGGCCGUUUGCAGUGAGGUACGCGGCGCAUCAGAUCAACCUACACCCCAUGAUCUCCAGAUCGGAGACCUUCCCAGCCUUGCUGUGGACGGGGAAGGUUGGCGAUGCGUCGGCGUUCCGGGUCUGGGGAUCUCGGGCGUUUGUCCGCGACUUGUCUGCGGACAAGCUGUCCCCUCGUGCUGCUCCUUGCGUCUUCCUGGGGUUCCCCCCUGACGCGCCUGGGUGGCAGUUCUACCACCCCACCUCUCGCCGUGUUCUGUCUUCCCAGGACGUCACGUUUGACGAGUGGGUCCCUCCUACCGCCUCUUCUUCUACCGCACUCCGUCCCUCCCCCCGCCGCCGCUCUUCCUUGUACCAGGUAGACGCAGUCGAGCCUGUCGAGGUCACUGGUGACUAUGGUGCUGCUGAGGGUGCUGAGCCUGGGGGUGCUGACUCUGGGGGUGCUGAGCCUGGGGGUGCUGAGCCAGGGGGUGCUGCGACUGGGGGUGCUGAGCCUGGGGGUGCUGAGCCUGGGUGUACUGCGACUAGGGGUGCUGAGCCUGGGGGUUCUGAGUCUGGGGGUGCUGCGCUUGGGGAUGCUGAGCCUGGGGGUGCUGAGCCUGGGGGUGCUGAGCCUGGGUGUGCUGAGCCUGGGGGUGCUGAGCUUGGAGGUGCUCCGCCUGGAGGUUCUUCGGCUACUGAGGGUGCUGCUGUCGCGGGUCCCGGCCGUGCUCGUCCUAGGAGUAUUGGAGCUGCUGGGCCUGCGGGUUCGACUGGAGCUGGUGCUGCUGAGGGUGUUGGAGCUGAGACUACUGCUGGCGGUCCUGCUGCGGGUACUCCUGGUACUGCUGGAGGUUUUGGCACUGCUGGUGGUGCAGGUGGAGCGGGUGCUCCUGCUGGGGGUACUGGUGCUGUACCUGCUGUGUCUGGCCGUUGUGAGCCUGCAUCUCGCCGUGCGUUGCCUGUCCGUGCUGCUCGCGCUAGUGGUCGUGGUUCACGUCAGCGUCCUCCUCCUGUCCCUGGCACGCACAGGAUGUCUCUGCGUCCGUCCACUGCUCCUCUGCAUGCCCCUUUGCCUUCUCCUCCUGAGUCCUCUCUUCCUGCACUUGCUGACCCGGAGUCGGACUCUCUUUGUGCUGCCAGUCCUACUGUCACGCGUCUCCUGGCUACUGUCUUCACUGACCCUUCUUUCGAGUCCACUUCUGCGUCUGCCCUAGUUGCUGAGCUCGUCGACUUUGCUGCUCGCUGUCGCCUAGACUACGCGGCUAGUUUUGUCGCUGAGUCUGAGUCUGUCUGUCCUCCGUCCGUCAGGGGUGAGUGUGCCCUUGGCACGGACGUCCUUGAGGAUAGGCAGGAGGAGUUCCUGUGCUUGGCUACUGCUUCACCUCAUCUCGUUUCCGUACUGCUUACCUCUGAGGGAGACCCGGAUGCACUUUACAUCCCGACUCUGCGCUCUUACGCGGAGGCGAUAGAGGGUCCCUACUCUUCUCAGUGGCAGGCAGCUAUGGAUGCAGAGAUGGCUUCCUGGAAGUCCACAGGCACCUACGUCGACAAGGUUCCCCCAUCUGGGUCGAACAUCGUCAGUGGGAUGUGGAUCUUCAGGGUGAAGCGGCCGCCGGGCUCUCCGCCUGUCUUCAAGGCGCGUUACGUGGCUCGAGGCUUCAGUCACCGGCAGGGAGUUGACUACUUUCAGACCUUCUCUCCCACCCCGAAGAUGACCACUCUUCGGGUGCUGCUGCACAUAGCCGCUCAGCGCGACUACGAGCUUCACUCUCUUGACUUCAGCACUGCUUUCAUGCAGGGCAGCCUGCACGAGGAGAUCUGGCUGCGCCGCCCUCCUGGCUUCACUGGGUCGUUUCCUCCUGGCACCCAGUGGAGUCUCCGGCGUCCAGUCUACGGUCUCCUCCAGGCGCCACGUGAGUGGCACGACACACUGAGGACUACGCUUGCGGCUCUUGGGUUUGCUCCUUCUACUGCCGACCUGUCACUGUUUCUGCGCACCGACACUUCUCUGCCGCCGUUCUACAUCUUCGUGUACGUCGACGACUUGGUCUUUGCCAAUGCUGACACUGCUGGACUCGCCCACGUGAAGUCCGAGCUGCAGAAGAGACACACGUGCACAGACCUGGGUGAACUGCGCAGCUACCUUGGCUUGCAGAUCACUCGGGACAGAGCACGCCGCACCAUUACCCUGACUCAGUCACACAUGGUGCAGCAGGUCCUUCAGCGCUUCGGCUUCACGUACUCCUCGCCUCAGGCCACUCCUCUGCCUACUCGCCACUCGCUCUCAGCUCUGCCUUCGGAUGAGUCCGUAGAGUCGAGUGGCCCGUAUCCAGAGCUUGUUGGCUGUCUCAUGUACCUGAUGACCUGCACACGACCUGACCUUGCAUACCCUCUUAGCUUUCUCGCACGCUAUGUUGCUCCUGGGAGACACCGACCAGAGCACAUGGCUGCAGCGAAGAGGGUGUUGCGCUACUUGUGCAGUACGUCGGGCAUGGGGCUAGUGCUUGGAGGGCGCAGUCCAGUGGUCCUCACUGGGCACGCGGACGCUUCUUGGGCUAACGACCAGGCUACGCAGUGGUCGUCACAGGGUUACACCUUCAGCCUUGGUUCUGGCUCUGUUUCGUGGCGGGCUACUCGCUCGUCUUCUGUUCUCGGCCCCAGUUGUGAGGCUGAGAUCUACGCCGGGGCCAUGGCUGCACAGGAGCUUCGCUGGCUCACCUACCUGCUGACCAACCUUGGAGAGUCGCCUCGUUCUCCUCCGGUCCUGUACGUAGACAACAAGGCCAUGCUGGCCUUGUGUCGAGAGCAGAGACUGGAGCACAGAACAAAGCACAUUGCUCUCCGCUACUUCCUUGCUCGUGAGCUACAGCAGCAUGGUCAGUUGCGGCUUGCGUACGUGGCCUCUGAGGCCAACACUGCUGAUGUCUUCACCAAGGCACUUGUGCCUUGUGAUCAUCAGCGCUUCUGCUCUUAG